Coffea eugenioides is the source of this 984-nucleotide messenger RNA. RefSeq lists its product as uncharacterized. Gene Ontology annotation, molecular function: zinc ion binding; nucleic acid binding. Lineage: Eukaryota; Viridiplantae; Streptophyta; Magnoliopsida; Gentianales; Rubiaceae. The transcript has a single exon. The record is from RefSeq and is a predicted model, not a curated record. The coding region runs from base 1 to 984 and encodes 327 amino acids.
AUGGAGGAGGAGUUGGUGGAAGUGUUACAGAAAUUCGCCCUCUCAGAGAAGGAAGUUGGGAGUACUCUCCUUGAUUUGGGGGACUUAGAUGAGGGAAUUAUAGAGUGUCAGGGUAGUAUUAUAGGUAAGAUAAGGGGGGAGAAGAUUGCUAACUUCACAGGAGUUAAAAAUUUUGCUACCUUGGCUUGGAGCUACCCUAAAGGUCUUAGAGUAGCUGAGUUAGGACCUAAUGUGUUUCAAUUUACUAUCCCGGAUGCUAAGGAAAGGGAACGAAUCCUUGAAGGAGGUCCCUGGAUUAUAGACAACCAAAUUUUAGUGCUUAGGAAUUGGGAGGUGGGGAUAGAAGAGGAUGAAGAUGCUUUUAGUGUAGCUCCUAUUUGGGUGCAAGUGUGGAACCUACCCAUACACUGUCUGUCUAAGGCAGUAGGAAAGAAAGUGGGAACUAUCUUUCACGAGGUUAAGGAGGUGUUAAUUCCUCAAUCAGGGGGCAAGGAAGGGAAACAUAUGAAACUUCUUGUUCUGAUAGACAUUAAACAGCCUUUGUUGAGAGGAACAACAAUCCAGAUGAAUGGGGUGAAUAAAUGGCUGUCAUUUAAAUAUGAAAGAUGUCCUGACUUCUGCUAUAGCUGUGGUGUCAUUGGGCACAGUGAAAAGAAUUGUAAGUUCCCUGUGGUUGUGAAGAAGGGGCAAUAUCAGAAUCAAUACGGUCCUUGGAUGAGGGUGUUUGGUGGAAGAGGAUCCCCUCAGAAGGAUAGCAGUCAAAAGAUUUGGAUGCCACAUAAACAGGUGUGGAAGGUAAGAAAUGGGAAAAUGAUCAGAUUAGAGGAUCUGGAGAAACAGGAGAAAGGGGUAGGCCUGAAUGAGAAUAUGGAUUUGAGUAGGACAAAGGAAGUUAGGGGAAGAGAGAUCCAGAAUCAUGAGGUGGAGAAGGGUGGCCUCCCUCCUGCAGAUAGGGAGAAGGUUGGUAGGAUAAUACCAAACUGA